CACCUGCUCGGCGGAGGGAAAGACGCCGCCUUUCUUCUUCUCUGCAAACAUUCCAGGCACGACUCUGUCUCAUAAAAUCAGUCUUAGUGUUGAGUUUCGAUCAACAUCCAAAAUCUUCUUUUGGCGUAUCAAGUUACUCGAGAAUUAUAAAUUAAAAAAAGGAGAAGAAUUUGGUUACACUCUUUAUCUCCAGAGAGAGAUUGUGGUUAAUCCUAUUCAUAUGGAACUUGAUUUAUCUGUUCGAGGUCCUUCUUUCAUUUCCACCAAGAGGAACUCAAGUUUCACGCAACUAUGUAUCCAAAGAUCCAUUUUUUCAGUAAGAUUUCUUCAGAGAAAAAAGAAGAAGCAGCCCGCGCUCUAUGUCUUGUCUAGUCCCUCUAGUUCCAGUUUUAUUAGGUUCCGGAAAAGAUGUGAGUUUAGCCAUAGAAAUCAGUUUGUUGUGUUGAGUGCGAGUGAACAUCAUGUGGGUACUAGUCAGAAACAUUCCGAUUCCACCGAACAGCUCGAUUCGAUUAAGAUUUUGCUCAAACGGGGAAUCGUUUUAGGAGCAGUGGUGUGUGGCUUUUGGUUGUAUGGAUGUCGGAAAGUAUUAGCAUCGACGAAUGUGAUGGAUGUGGCUUUGAGUCAGAGCAAAUUGUUGUUGAAGAAUGCUUGGCCGAAAACUUCUCUGGUUCUUAAGGUUCUUAGAGAGCAAGGUUUGAUAUUAGCUGUGCUUCUCGGUCUUUCAGCAUUCUUCUCCAUGGCAGAGACAUCCAUCACCACUCUCUGGCCUUGGAAGGUGCGCGAGCUGGCUGAAAAAGAGCCUGAAAAUGGCGUUUUCAGGAUGCUCCGCAGUGAUGUUACCAGAUUCUUGACAACCAUACUUAUUGGAACAACUGUUGUGAAUAUUGCGGCAACUGCCUUGGUCACUGAAGCGGCAACAGCUAUUUUUGGUGAAGCUGGUGUUAGUGCAGCAACUGGAUUGAUGACGGUAGCCAUAUUACUCCUGACUGAAAUAACUCCAAAAAGUGUAGCGGUUCACAAUGCUCAAGAGGUUGCAAGGAUUGUGGUCAGACCAGUGGCAUGGCUUUCCUUGAUACUAUAUCCUGUUGGAAGAGUUGUGACAUAUCUUUCGAUGGGAAUUCUAAAACUUCUUGGUUUGAAAGGACGGAGUGAGCCAUAUGUUACUGAAGAUGAAUUGAAACUAAUGCUACGUGGUGCAGAGUUAAGUGGGGCCAUAGAAGAGGAAGAACAGGAUAUGAUUGAAAAUGUGUUAGAGAUUAAGGAUACCCAUGUCCGAGAGGUGAUGACUCCACUUGUUGAUGUAGUUGCAAUAGAUGGCAGCGGCAGCCUAGUUGAUUUUCAUGACUUUUGGGUUACCCAUCAGUACUCAAGGGUGCCUGUUUUUGAGCAGAGGAUUGACAACAUAGUUGGUAUUGCAUAUGCUAUGGAUCUCCUAGAUUAUGUUCCAAAGGGUAAAUUGCUUGAAAGUACUACUGUGGUGGACAUGGCACAUAAACCUGCAUUCUUUGUCCCUGAUUCGAUGUCAGUUUGGAAUCUUCUUAGAGAGUUUAGAAUAAGAAAGGUUCACAUGGCAGUUGUUCUUAAUGAAUACGGUGGAACCAUUGGAAUAAUAACUCUUGAAGAUGUGGUCGAAGAGAUUGUUGGUGAAAUAUUUGAUGAAAAUGAUUCAAAGGAGGAGAUUCAGAAGAAAACGGGUUAUAUCGUGAUGCGAGCGGAGGGGAUAUAUGAUGUUGAUGCCAACACUUCGAUUGACCAGUUAUCUGAAGAACUCAACAUAAAGAUGCCAGAGGGCCAUCAGUAUGAGACUGUCUCAGGUUUUGUGUGUGAGGCCUUUGGGUAUAUCCCAAAGACAGGUGAGAGUGUGACAGUCGUUCUUGAAAAGGAGAACUGGGAAGAGAAUGAUGAACAAGAGGAGGGUAAACACGAGCGUCAAGAUCAGAAGGAAAAGCACCAAGUUCAUAGAUUAGAGAUACUAGCAGGGAAUGCCAGAAAAGUGAGUGCAGUCCGGUUCGAACGAGUUAAUGAUAUGGAUGAAGUGUCAGAGGCGCGAGAUGUAAAAAACAUGGUCCCCAAGUUUGUAAGAAAAUGGAGUAGUGAGGAAGAUUCCGACGGUAAUCUCCAAGCCAAGAAUGCCGUCUUUGAUGAGCAUCUAAUUGCUGAAACCGAAAGUAUGAAGAAAGAAUAAUGAUGAAAGGGGAAGAGGCUGAGGAGUAUGAACAUUACUGUUGUAAAAUUUCUAACUGAGAGAAGAUUAGUUUCUUCUAUACAUUCAUCAUUUGUUUUACCAAUGGUGAGGUAUGUAUCCACAAAGGCAUAAACACUAAAAAAGACUUGAAUAGUGA
Molecule: messenger RNA, 2345 nt
Organism: Capsella rubella
Lineage: Eukaryota; Viridiplantae; Streptophyta; Magnoliopsida; Brassicales; Brassicaceae
Product: DUF21 domain-containing protein At1g55930, chloroplastic
Exons: 14
Coding region: 221-2188 (655 amino acids)
Molecular function (GO): flavin adenine dinucleotide binding
Source: RefSeq, a predicted model, not a curated record